This is a messenger RNA of Diaporthe amygdali, 669 nucleotides long. RefSeq lists its product as uncharacterized. The record is from RefSeq and is a predicted model, not a curated record. NCBI's taxonomy places the organism in Eukaryota, Fungi, Ascomycota, Sordariomycetes, Diaporthales, Diaporthaceae. The transcript is spliced from 3 exons. Gene Ontology annotation, biological process: mitochondrial respirasome assembly. The coding region runs from base 1 to 669 and encodes 222 amino acids. Gene Ontology annotation, cellular component: mitochondrion.
AUGACGAGUCCCGUAUCCGGCCGGCCGCUACCCUCGUCCUUCGACGAGAACGAGUUCGCGGUUUCCUGCAGGGAAUUCUACAAUGAAAGCGGUCUUCAGAAAGUCCUGGGCCGCAUGAAGCGCGAGCCUCUCGUGCCCAUUGGAUGCCUCCUUACCGUUGCUGCCUUUACCAACGCCUACCGCGCCAUGCGUAAGGGCGACCACAAUCAAGUACAGCGUAUGUUUCGAGCACGUGUCAUAGCCCAAGGCUUUACCGUUGCUGCCAUGGUGGCCGGCGGUCUCUACUUCGGCGCCGAGCGACACAAAGAACGAGAGCAGUGGAAGAUGCAAGAGCAGGAGAAGGCCGACGAAAAGCGCCAGAAAUGGAUCCGAGAGCUCGAGGCUCGUGACGAUGAGGAGAAAGAGCUCAAGGCUAUGAUGAACAAGAGGCGGGAGAAGAAGAAGGCGACUACAGCAGAAGCGGCGCGCGACAAUUUCCGCGCCGCUGAGGCCAAGAGGCUGGAAAGUGAGGCUGCGCCAGCUGUGGAUGAUAAGGUCAACAACGGGACGUCGACCUGGGGGUUUGGGUGGCUCAGCCGGUCGAAACCCCCCACCUCCGAGGAUGAGUUUAGGCCCGAGGACAGCACAACGUCUGAAAACAGGCCCGGUUCGAAGUCAUCAGACAAGUAA